AUGCAGGUUGAUUUGACGUGCCCAUCUUGUCAGCAACCCAAUGAGUCGGGGGGAACCUUUGCAGACAUAUGGUUGGAGUUGUGUGAUCGUUUUGCACAGGAGUCUAGAAAGGAUGAACUGCUGAGCUCCAUUGCAUACGGGCUCUGGCGGCUAUGGAAGUGUCGAAACAGUCUGGUAUUUGAAGGGCGUCCGAUUCACCCAGCUGAGGCUGUGGAGAUCAUGAUCAAGCAGCAAACUGAUUUUUUGCAGACUAGGGAGAAGGGAAAGGAGACGACACCCAUCCAAGGAGGUGGCGGAGAACAUCGGAGCCUGGGCACUCAACAAAGGUCCUGCCCUCCGAUGGAUUUUGUUAAAAUCAAUUGUGACGGGGCAUGGACGUCACAAACUUUGCGUGGUGGGUGGGGUUGGGUGAUACGUGAUGCAUCUGGGGUGUUUAAAGGGGCUGGGGGUGAAGGAGGUGUGCGAUGCGGCGCUGCAAUAGUUGCUGAAGCUGAGGCAUUACGGGCGGGUCUGUGUGCGGGAGUGGACCAGGGCUGGCAGCGGGUGGUGCUGGAGUCUGACUCCAAGCUCAUGAUUGAUAUGCUGAAAGGGGUUGGCUGUUCUGACUCCCGGGUUGAAGGUAUUGUGCAUGACAUUAGAUUCCUGAUGCGGCAGAUGCAGACGGUGGUCUUGUCUUUUGUUUCUAGAAUAGCUAAUAAGGUGGCAGAUUUAGUUGCUGCCUUUGCGUCCAAAACCCAAGGUCUGAGCAUCGGCGGACAAGACCCACUGAUGAGGGAGGUUGAGGCUGGGUACGGAUCCAAUGAGUCUAUCCCUAGCGGAGCAACAAGACCCGGUGCUGCUCCAUUACGUCGAUGCAGCAUCUCAAAAGUUGCAGAAAGCUCGUCGAUUUCAUGGAGGACCACGGCUGUCAGCUUCAGCAAUGGGGAAUGGGCAAGUUAUCCAGCACUUGUCUUUUUGAUUCUGGAUAAGUUAUUAGAACCCAUUGACCAUGUCCGUUUUGCUGCCGUCUGCAAGAAAUGGCGUUCUAUGUCCAAAAUCUAUAAUCAGGCAACACAGCGGUGGCACAACAAACAACUUCUCCCCAUGCUCCUGAUCCCGAACCAGGACAAAAACAACGACCGAAGAGUAUUGUACAGCAUUUCUGAAGGAAGAAUCUACAACAAUAUUCAACUGCAAGUUCCUUUUAAGAGGAGGUGUAGUGGCUCUUGCCAUGGCUGGUUUGCCACAGUUGAUCCAACAGACCAAGGUGUAGUGACCGUAACACUCAGGAACCCUUUCACAAAAGCAAAUCCCAUUUAUCUCCCUCCCUUGAAUGCCCAUAUCUCAGUUUAUGGACCAUCCUACUUUGAGCAUUAUGUUCCUAAGGUUAUCUUGUCCACUGACCCCACUCUGAAUCCGGAGAAUUACGUGGUUGUAGCACUUUACCGUUGCUGGUUUGAGUUGGCUUUCAUCAAGGCAGGCCAAAACUCCUGGACCUACGUCAACCCUGCUGGAACUUCAUAUGGUGAUGUAAUAUUCUAUAAAAGCCAAUUGUAUGCAGUUACAUCAUUUGGAGCGAUUGGGUCAUUGGAUGUUCAUGGUAGUGAUAGUAAUAACCCUUCACAACCACCAUCGAUAAAGCUACUCACACCUCGAAAGCCAUUCCGAUCUUAUUGUUUUCAUGCAUAUCUUGUGGAAUCAACUAAGGGAGACUUGCUGCAUAUACUAAGAUAUUAUGUGCCAAAGGACGGUGCUUUUAGGUUUUGUAAUAGGCAGACACUGGGAUUUGCGGUUUACAAGUGGGUGUUGAACGAUGAAGAAGAUGGAGGUUCUAUUGCGCACAAGGUUGAGGUAAAAAGCAUUGGAGAUGAGGCUCUUUUCGUGGGCGACAAUCAUUCAAUCUCUGUUUUGGCUUCAAACUUUCCUGGAUGUCAGCCAAAUUCCAUAUAUUACACCGAUGAUUUCCUAUCAACUUCUCCUUUGUCAGAUGGUGAUGAAGCAAAUGAUAUGGGGAUCUUCAACUUGGAGGAAGGAACCAUCACGCAACAUUACUCAGUGAAAACCAAUACUCAGAGAGCUAUUUGGGUUGUGCCACCUUUUAAUGGACUAUGUUAG
Molecule: messenger RNA, 2094 nt
Organism: Prunus armeniaca (apricot)
Lineage: Eukaryota; Viridiplantae; Streptophyta; Magnoliopsida; Rosales; Rosaceae
Source: the annotation of a GenBank genome assembly